AUGCCUUCCCUCAGAAGCUUCAUAGUAUAUUGCUUGGGCAUUGCCGCACACUUCACAUCGGCGUGGCCAACCCAGCACCCCGAACACGUCCAGAUACUCACCCGAGCAGAGCAGCUCGCCACCGAAUACGACUAUGUAAUUGUCGGCGGUGGCACGUCUGGCCUGACAGUCGGUGAUCGACUCACAGAGGAUGGCAAAUUCGAGUAUGGCUACUACGACAGCCAGACUGGCAUGAAUCCACGUCGCAUGUUCAACAUCACGUCCAAGCCGUGCCCCAAUCUCAAUGGCCGAAGCUUUGACGUAGGUAUUGGAUGUGUUGUCGGUGGAAGUUCUUCCGUCAAUGGCCAAGUCUUUCUUAGGGGAACCAAAGACGAAUACAAUGCCUGGAAAGAACUUGGUGGAACCGGGUCUACAUGGGACUGGGAUAACCUGCUGCCAUACUUCAAAAAGGGCAUCACCCUCGCGCCUCCUGAUGCAGCUCAAGCUCGAGAGUACAACAUCACCUACGACACAAAGUACUGGGGCACAACCUCCAAGAUCUAUGCUGCCUUUGGCAAGGGCCCUCUUCAGUCCGUCCUCAGUAGGUUCCAAUCCGUCUGA
This is a messenger RNA of Colletotrichum fioriniae, 600 nucleotides long. Lineage: Eukaryota; Fungi; Ascomycota; Sordariomycetes; Glomerellales; Glomerellaceae. The record is from RefSeq and is a predicted model, not a curated record.